This is a messenger RNA of Helianthus annuus (common sunflower), 936 nucleotides long. Its product is annotated as histone H1. Gene Ontology annotation, biological process: nucleosome assembly; negative regulation of DNA recombination; chromosome condensation. The record is from RefSeq and is a predicted model, not a curated record. Gene Ontology annotation, cellular component: nucleosome; nucleus. Gene Ontology annotation, molecular function: nucleosomal DNA binding; structural constituent of chromatin; double-stranded DNA binding. The coding region runs from base 76 to 750 and encodes 224 amino acids. The transcript is spliced from 2 exons. Lineage: Eukaryota; Viridiplantae; Streptophyta; Magnoliopsida; Asterales; Asteraceae.
CAUCACCCCGUCACACCUGCAAACAUUUCAACAUCCGAUUCUCCUCACCGGAACCCUAAUUCCACCCAAAUUGCAAUGGCAACCGUAGCAGCAACACCCACCGUGAAGGAUGUCAAAGUCAAGAAAGCUAGGAAGCCUUCUGUUCCACCUCAGCAUCCUCCUUACCUUGAGAUGAUAAAGGAUGCGAUUGUGUCGUUGAAGGAGAGAACCGGUUCGAGUUCACAAGCGAUUGGGAAGUUCAUUGAAGGGAAGUAUAAGAAUUUACCGGCGAAUUAUAAGAAAUUGUUGGCUACACAAUUGAAGAAAAAUGCUGCUGAUGGUAAGCUGGUUAAGGUCAAGGCUUCUUUCAAGCUGCCGCCGAAGGCUGAUUCAGCCAAGCCAGCUGCUAAGCCGAAAGCUGUGAAGAAAGCGCUGGCUAAGAAGAAGGCUGUUGCUACUCCUACAAAAGCUAAAGCUAAAGCUCCGGCUGCCAAGCCGAAAGCAGCAGCGGCUCCCAAGGCUAAACCAGCUCCUAAAGCCAAGCCGGCUGCUAAACCUAAAGCUGCUGCUAAACCCAAAGCUGUGGCUAAGCCGAAAGCGGUGGCUAAGCCAAAAGCGGCGGCUAAGCCAGCUGCUAAGGCGGCUAAGACUUCGGCUCGAUCGACGCCGGGAAAAGCAGCGGCGGCUAAGAAGGCUCCGGUGAAGAAGGCUGCAGCUAAGAAGGUAGCUACGCCGAAGAAAGCGGCUGCUGGAAAGAAGGGAAAGAAGUGAGAGAGUGGUAAAGUAGAAGGGCUUGUAGUGAAACUUUGUUUGUUUGUAGGGGUAUGUUUUGUAAAUUUUUGAGAUGGUCGUGAAGUGGUGUAUCUUGAUUCUUUGCUUUAAACCCUAGAAUGACUCACAGACAUGAAUCCUGAUGUAUUUUUAUUAUUAUUAUUAUUUUCUAUUUGUUUUUGUCUU